Candidula unifasciata is the source of this 1188-nucleotide messenger RNA. The record is from the annotation of a GenBank genome assembly. Lineage: Eukaryota; Metazoa; Mollusca; Gastropoda; Stylommatophora; Geomitridae.
AUGCACAGUAAAGGACGCUUAGAGUAUGUGUGCUUCCUGCAGCCAUUCGCCAUUUUUAUAUUUAGUAACAUUGUUCACGUGGUGGAAAGUCAGUCGGUGAAGGUCAUGUUAGGUCCGAUUAGAGAAGAGCAGAAAACAGGCACCUACGUCGGAAACAUAGCCAGUGCUACAUCGAUCAGUCGGGAGGUCAGUCAAGCCGAGUUUAGCACCCUCAGAUUCGACUUUCUUGACCCUUCGGAUAAAUGGACGCAUCUGUUUUCUAUCAAUGGCCGUUCAGGAGCUCUCUUUACGCAGACGAUGAUAGACCGGGAGAUACUUUGCGAUGAUAUGAAGGAUUGUAUCAUUAAGUUUGACGUGACGGUCAACUCUGACGUGACGGAUUUUCUUCGGCUGGUGGAGGUGUCCAUUAAUGUGACGGACAUCAACGACAACAUGCCCACAUUUGAGUCUGAUGAGAUCACCAUUGAUAUCCCAGAGAACAACGCUGUUGGACUGACCAAGCCACUUCCGUCUGCAGUAGACAGGGACAAGGGAGAUAACAGCGUGCAGAAAUACACUCUUUUGAGUCCAUCUGAACCAUUUUCACUGAACGUGGAGAAAAGACUCAACAACAAGUUUCUGCUGUCGCUGGUGGUCAACUCGGCUCUGGACAGGGAAAAACAAGACAAGUACAAGCUGUUGCUGACAGCAGCUGACGGAGGACAGCAGGCUUUGACAGGUACGCUGACAGUGUUUGUGAAUGUGACAGACAUGAACGACAACAACCCUGUGUUCACACAACAGGACUACUCAUACAGUGUCGUGGAGACAGCUGGCGUGGGCGAAGUUCUAGGGAAACUCUCGGCCACUGAUAAAGACAUCGGCAAGAACGCAGAGAUCAGGUACUCAUUGAUGUUUCCAGGAAAAGACAAUCGAGGUCGGGUCUUGUUUGCCAUUGAUCAGUUUACAGGAGAGAUUACCAUUAAGUCCCAGCUUCAGUACGACGCAGGGAAAACGUUCGAGGCUGUCGUGGAAGCCAAGGACCAAGGAGAUAUCCCCAGGGCAUCUGAGGCGACGAUGACGCUGAGCAUCGUCAACGUGGGGAACAACGCCCCACGCCUGGAGGUCAAGCUGCAGAAGACAGUCUUUGAGAAUACAGUGCUCAUCCCGGAAGAUGCUAAAAAUAGCACGUUUGUGGGGAAGCUAACG